AAAGAGAUUUAGUGAGGCAGCAGCCCUCCAGAACCCAGGGAUGAGUGCAAAACUUUCAAAAUAGAAAUUUUUUUGAAGGCUUUGGUACCCCCCAUCGGACGCGUCGGACAAUAGGAUGCCGCCCAAGCCCAAAUUCACAGAGAGCGAGAAGGUGCUCUGCUUUCAUGGACCACUCUUGUACGAGGCUAAAUGCGUCAAAUCCCGGCGCGAUCCGCAAGCCAAAGGCGAAUUCCAAUUCUUUGUCCAUUACCAAGGUUGGAACAAGAACUGGGACGAGUGGGUGCCCGAGUCACGGAUUCUCAAGAUCAACCCGGAAAACUUGGACAAGAAGGACAAGUUGCUGCACAAUCACCAGGCCAACGUCAAAGAGAAAAAGAAAUCGGCCAAAAACGCCAAGCCUAGUGGCGGCAGUGGUAGCGGAUCCAACACACCCCAGGGCGGUGGGGGUGGGACAGGCUUGGGCGGGUCCUUAGGGGGCUUGGGUCUGGGGUUAGGUGGGCCUGGCUCGGUGGGUAGUCGCUCCAACAACACCAGUCGUGCCUCUACGCCCGUGUCUGAUCGCGCCAGUAAAGGCGGUGGCAGUAAGCGCACGCUGGCCGAUGACGAGCGCUCUACCUCCUCUUGGGAAGACGAGACGCCCUUGAGCUCAGGCACGCGCCGGUCAGCGGCGGCCGCCGCCAAAAAGGCGCGCGGGGGCGUGGCUGGUGAUGAGGGCUCGGAGGACGCUUUGGCCAAUCGCAAGGUUCAGAUUGAACUACCGGAAGAGUUGAAAUAUGUUUUGGUCAGUGAUUGGGAUUUGGUCACGCACAAGCGGCAAAUCUUCCAGUUACCGGCCAAAGUGCCCGUGUCGGCCAUAACGGCCGAUUUUUUGCGCCAUGUCGAAAAGGGUGGUCAAAAUCGGACCGGCGUGCAUUCCGAGAUUGUGUUAGGGCUGAAGGACGUGUUCAAUGACAUGUUGGGCUUGUGCUUGUUGUACAAGAGUGAGCGUAAGCAGUUUGAGACCUUGAUGAAGGGUGACAAAAGUCCAUUUGAAUUAUAUGGUAGCCCGCACUUGCUCCGAUUCAUGGUCAAGUUGGGACCGUACUUAAAAUUGACGAAUAUUCAUCGUGAGCCGGACAUGCGAACCAUUGAGGGUGUGCUCAAGGAAUUCCUCGCUUACUUAGAGGCCCACCGACCCAAAUAUUUCUCGUCCAAAAAUUAUGUUGAUGCCACUGAGGGCUGAGUUAUCCAACAGCCGAGUACCUAUUAUUAUGUGUAUAUUUUCUUACCCAUCAUAAACUCGUGAAGAAUCUC
Molecule: messenger RNA, 1293 nt
Organism: Tigriopus californicus
Lineage: Eukaryota; Metazoa; Arthropoda; Copepoda; Harpacticoida; Harpacticidae
Product: mortality factor 4-like protein 1
Exons: 2
Coding region: 116-1222 (368 amino acids)
Biological process (GO): chromatin organization; regulation of DNA-templated transcription
Cellular component (GO): nucleus; NuA4 histone acetyltransferase complex
Source: RefSeq, a predicted model, not a curated record